CAAAUCGACAUCCAUUUCGACAACGAUACUUGAAUUUCCGCCAAAAAAAUUAAAACAAAAACUCGUAAAAAAUAGCUAAAUAACACAAUUAACAAUGCCGGAUAAUGAAAUGGAUACAACCCCUAACGUUGGGACAUCUGCGGAAAGAAAAAGUAAUCUUCCAUGGGUUGAGAAAUAUCGACCAACAACAUUUGAUGAAAUUGUCGGCAAUGUCGAAACAGUUCAACGCCUUUCAGUAUUCGCAAAACAGGGAAAUGCUCCAAAUAUUAUAAUUGCUGGUCCUCCGGGUGUUGGAAAAACAACAACAAUCCUUUGUCUCGCACGUAUCUUGCUUGGCGAUUGUUUCGAUGAAGCUGUUUUGGAAAUGAAUGCCUCAAAUGAGCGCGGAAUAGAUGUCGUUCGUAACAAGAUCAAGAGUUUUGCCCAACAGAAGAUUACCCUUCCUAAAGGUCGACACAAGAUUAUCAUUCUCGAUGAAGCUGAUUCGAUGACAGAACAAGCCCAACAAGCACUUCGUCGAACAAUGGAAAUUUACAGCAACACGACUCGUUUUGCUCUUGCCUGUAAUUCAUCCGAGAAAAUUAUCGAGCCAAUUCAAUCGCGUUGUGCGAUGUUACGUUACACAAAACUAUCAGAUGCACAAUUGCUCGCGAAAUGUAUCGAAGUUUGUCAAAAAGAAAAUGUCAAGUACGAUGAAAGCGGAUUGGAAGCCAUUGUAUUUACAGCUCAAGGCGAUAUGAGACAAGCAUUGAACAAUCUUCAAUCCACACACAAUGGCUUUGGAUUUGUCAACAGCGAAAAUGUUUUCAAAGUUUGUGAUGAGCCUCAUCCAUUAAUUGUACAAGAAAUGUUGGAACAUUGCGUAAAAGGAGACAUUCAUAAGGCGUACAAGAUCAUGGCGAAAUUAUUUCAACUUGGAUAUGCAGCGGAAGAUAUCAUCGGAAACGUUCUUCGUGUUUGCAAACGCAUGAAAAUGCCUGAAAAAUUGAAACUCAUUUACAUUCGGGAUAUUGGAGAAGCGCACAUGAAAAUCAUCGACGGAUUGAAUUCACUCCUGCAAAUGACAGGACUUCUUGCAAAGCUGUGCGAAGCUUCUUACGAAUAUUCAUAAGUUGUUUUAAAAUAAAAUUUCUGUUCAUUCUUUUCAAUUUAUUCAAAGAACGUUAAAAGUUGUUUAUUUGCCAAACCCCCAAACACGUAAGAGCUAUUAAAUUUUAUG
Messenger RNA from Culicoides brevitarsis, 1219 nucleotides. RefSeq names its product replication factor C subunit 2 (gene RfC4). Lineage: Eukaryota; Metazoa; Arthropoda; Insecta; Diptera; Ceratopogonidae. The coding region runs from base 95 to 1111 and encodes 338 amino acids. The record is from RefSeq and is a predicted model, not a curated record. The transcript is spliced from 2 exons. Gene Ontology annotation, molecular function: DNA binding; DNA clamp loader activity; ATP binding. Gene Ontology annotation, cellular component: DNA replication factor C complex; nucleus. Gene Ontology annotation, biological process: DNA repair; DNA-templated DNA replication.